Molecule: messenger RNA, 2217 nt
Organism: Capsella rubella
Lineage: Eukaryota; Viridiplantae; Streptophyta; Magnoliopsida; Brassicales; Brassicaceae
Product: tetratricopeptide repeat protein 38
Exons: 15
Coding region: 139-1563 (474 amino acids)
Molecular function (GO): protein binding
Source: RefSeq, a predicted model, not a curated record
ACUUGAAGUGAUUAAUGACGACGGCAAGGAAACUACAAUAAUAACUUCGCUGUCUUAUAUCUCGAACCCAGAACAGAUACAAAAGUGUUCGAAAGCUAACGAUUUUUCAGCUAGAAGAAGGAGCCUGUGACUUUCGAAAUGGAGAAAACACUUAGAUGUGUUCGGUGGGGUUAUGAAGUUAAUGCCUCUUCCGAUGAUUGCAUCGACGCAAUCAACUCAUAUUUUCAACAGGUUCUGUUUUUUUUAAUGAAGGUUCUUAGCCAUGGGAGGAAUAGGAAAGUGAUUCUAGAGGCACCACUCUACGAUAAAGAUUGUGUUUUGGCCAAUAUUUUAGCUGCUCAUUACCUUUCUUCAUCUGAUCCUUCCAGAGCUAAUUCCUAUGUUGAAGCUGCCACAUCCAAUCUCGAGCAAUCUACACCUUAUGAGAAAGCGGUUUUUGAGGCUGUUACGUACCUGAUCUCCGCGGACAGGGAUGACGACUUAGCUUUUGAAAUGCACACCGAGCUACUUAAAAAGUUCCCAAAGGAUUUGGUCUCUCUGAAGAGAGCACAGCUUUUAUGUUUCUACAUGGGUCAACCUCAACCCUUUUUGGGUCUUGUUCAGCAGGUUCUACCUGCGAAUCAAGAAGAAAGUUACAUACAUGGUAUGCUUGCGUUCCCAUUGUUAGAACUAGGUCGAAUGGAAGAAGCUGCUGCAGCUUCCAGAAAAGGCUAUGAGAUAAACAAAGAAGACGCAUGGGCACAUCACUGUUUAUGUCAUGUUCUUCAACAUGAAUGUCGUUUCAAAGAAGCAGUGGAAUUCAUGGAAGAACAUUCAGAAUCUUGGCCUCCUUGCUCAUCUUUCAUGUAUACACACAAUUGGUGGCAUGUUGCUCUUUGUUACUUGGAAGGAGGGGCACCAUUGAGUAAAGUAGAAGAGAUUUAUGAUCAUCACAUCUGGAAAGAAUUAGAGAAAGACGAUGCCGUUCCUCCUGAAGUUUAUCUCAAUGCAUUGGGCUUGCUGCUGCGUUUAGAUGUAAGAGAUGCUCUUGAUGGUUUUGAAGACCGUCUCAAAAUGGUUGCAGUUCGUUUAACUGAUCAGGCAAACUGGUAUUUGGACUGGCACCUCGAUUUAUUGAUUGUUUGGGCGUUAGCAAAGGUUGGAGAGACUUCAAGAGCUCAUGAAUUACUUGAGGGUCUGAAGUUCCGAUUAUCAAAGAUGAAUAAGAAGAAACAACAAGUGAUGCAGAAAGGGAUUCAGCUGGGGGAAGCUGUGUAUGAAUUUGCGAGGGGUAACUACAGAGAGGCUUUAGAAUUACUCGGGUCAGAGUUUAACGCCUUUGUUUACAAGAUUGUCGGGGCAUCAGAUGAACAGAUAGAUGUUUUCAACGAAAUGUGGUGCCAGCUACUGCUAAAGACAGGCCAAUCCUCCACUGCCAGGGAAGUGAUCAGAAAGAAGAUAAAGGUCAGAGAUGGUGUUCCUUUCAUCUGGCGUUUGCUAGAGAAGAGUUACACCAUGGAAGGCAAUGCAGAGGCGAUGAGUGCAGGAGAAAGAGCUAAGAAACUGGAAUCCUCUUAUUUCUAAACUCUUCUUCAAAACCCAAAAAUAAUGACUGAAUGAAUUACAUAUAUUGUACAUGUUUUUUUUUUUUUAAUAAAAAAGUAAAAUCUUUUUGCAAAUCGUGUGUGUUUGUACGUUUUUCCAUAUUUUAUAAAUUCAGAUUUUCCAUAUUUCUCUUUCUUUACAUGUGUUCCUUCCCUAUAUAUAUAUAGUUCACUAACCUAGCUUUUACGUUUGUAGUACUCUAUAACAUUCAUCUCUGAUCCACAAAUCACAGAAGAUACUUUGAUAAAAAAAAAAUCUAGAUGUCUGAAGAAGAGGAGAAGAAGAAGAUUGCUAUGGAGAUGGAACGGAAACAGAGGAACCAAGAGAAGGCUAAAGAAAAAGAGAAAGAAAAAGCAGAAAGCUUUGGAGAAAGCAAAGCACGGAGAAGUUUUCAAGUCAGCAAAACCCAAAAAAACAAUUGCAGAGAAGAAGGUAACUGGAGUGUGGAAAAUUAGAAGUUGUAGGAGGAAGAAGCUAUGGAACAAGGCUGUUGCUGCUUCUGUCCAAGAUUCUUUAUACAUACCCCAUACAAUGUCUCAAUAAAUUAAUCAAACAGUUUGCGAUUUGUAUGGUCUGCUUAUAGUGUUGUAACUUGUUGUAUUUUCAUUAUUUGUGAUAAGUUGGAACCUGGAA